GGACUACUUCAUCAAAUGCAGUUGAUCCAUUGGGGCCAUUAUGUGAUGUAGCAAAAGACUAUAAUAUAUGGGUUCAUAUUGAUGCUGCAUAUGCAGGAAGUGCAUUUAUUUGCUCAGAGUUCCACUAUUUUCUUCAUGGCAUUGACGGUGCUAACUCAUUUAGCCUCAAUGCACAUAAAUGGUUCUUGACCACUUUGGAUUGUUGCUGCCUCUGGUUAAAAGACCCAAGUGCCCUAAUCAAAGCUCUCUCAACUGAUCCUGAGAUUUUGAAGAACGAGGCUUCUGAUUCAAACCAAGUGGUGGACUACAAAGACUGGCAAAUAGCAUUGAGCCGACGAUUUCGAGCAAUGAAGAUAUGGUUCGUUCUUAGAAGCUAUGGAGUAUCAAACCUCAGAAAAUUCAUAAGGGGUCAUGUAAAAAUGGCUAAACAUUUUGAAGGGCUCAUAGCCAUGGACAAGAGAUUCGAGGUCGUGGUGCCUAGAAAUUUUGCAAUGAAGCUUUUAGGUGAAGAAGAUGCAAAUGAAUUCAACAGCAAGCUUUUGGAAUCCAUUAAUGCAGCAGGGAGAGUGUACAUGACACAUGCUGUGGUUGGGGGAGUAUACGUGAUAAGGCUUGCUGUUGGAGCAACACUUACAGACUAUUGCCAUGUGAACAAGGCUUGGAAGGAGAUACAAGAGCAUGCACAUACCAUGCAAAGUUAG
This is a messenger RNA of Ilex paraguariensis (yerba mate), 701 nucleotides long. Lineage: Eukaryota; Viridiplantae; Streptophyta; Magnoliopsida; Aquifoliales; Aquifoliaceae. The record is from the annotation of a GenBank genome assembly.